AUGCCCGGAACGGGCACUAUUCUUGAUUCUACAAUUAUAUCAAUGAGACCUAUGGAUAUGACUCAACCGUUACGACAUGGAUCAGGUGGGACUACAACGAACUUUUCAACUGUACCCGAUGAUCGUGAAAUUUUCAAAGCUUUACAUGAUUGUAUGAAAGAUGUAGGAAAAUUUCGACAAUAUAAUUAUUAUCUUGGCACUUCAUGUGAUACAACCAAACUACGAAACAAAAUUCAAAAAUUAAAAGAACGAAUUAAUCGAAGUUUCUUUCAUCAACGAGAACUAAUAGGAAACGGAGCAAUAUCAACAGGAUUACCUAAAAGCGGAUUAGCUAUACGUCGUUUUGAAAAAUGCUUGUGUUUUACAUUAGCCGCAAUGAAUUAUUAUGAAGAUUUACUUCAUAAAUUUUCUAUUCUACUUGUCUAUUUUCCUCUAGCUACUGGAGAUCGUACAAAUGUUGUUAAUUUGGGUUUUGAAGAUUCAACCAUAAAUGCCGAUGACGUUUCAUAUGAAAAUCAUGAAAAUGAAGAAAAUGAAACAAACCGUUAUAUUGAAUUAUUGAAUGAAAUUCAAGGCGUUCAAAGACUUCGUGAUGAAAUUGAACAAAUAGAUAUUUAUCAAUUGCGACAUCAUGCAACAUCAUAUUCAAAAGAUUUUGUUGAAAAUAUGCAUAGAUACACAGCGGAAGUAUUAACUGACGAUAAUAUUAGAAAACCGAAAAAGAGACAUCGUCUAACACGCUGUUAUUAUUUAAAUGAAGACUCUGCGACUUCCUUUUCAAUGAUUCAUCGACGAGUUAAUCGACGAGAAUUUCUCUGUUCGUUAGUAGUUAUAUUAUCAGUAUUAAUUAUUGUUGGUAUUAUUAUUGUUAUUAUUGUCAUAUCAAAACGAGCGCCUGCUGGCCAAUGA
Messenger RNA from Rotaria socialis, 909 nucleotides. NCBI's taxonomy places the organism in Eukaryota, Metazoa, Rotifera, Eurotatoria, Philodinida, Philodinidae. The record is from the annotation of a GenBank genome assembly.